CGGGCCCGGCGCGAUGGCGGGGCCGGGGCCCGGGCCGGCCCCUCCGCGCCUGGCGCUGGCCCUGGCGCUGCUGGCCGCGCUGCUGGCCGCCAAGUACUACCGGGACGCGGAGGCGGCGCGGCAGCAGGAGCUGGCUCUGAAGUCCUUGGGGAAGGAGGGGCUGUUCCUCUUCUCCUCCCUGGACACCAACAAGGACCUGUACCUGAGCCCAGAGGAGUUCAAACCCAUUGCUGAGAAGCUCACAGGGGUUGCUCCAGUGUCAGAGUCUGAAGAGGAGGAGACGCUGGAUCCAGAUGGGGAGACUUUGUCCAUCGUGGCCAAGUUCCAGCCCUUGCUCAUGGAGACAAUGACGAAGAGCAAGGAUGGUUUCUUGGGAAUUUCUCACGUGGCUCUGUCUGGGCUCAGGAACUGGACGGCCCCAGCAGCCCCCAUGAGUGUCCUGCUUGCCAGGCAGUUCAGAGCCUUCCUCCCUCCUAAGGACAAUCUGGAUCUUGGGGAUCCCUGGUGGAUAAUUCCCAGUGAGCUGAACAUCUUCACUGGGUAUCUCUCCAACAACAGGUUUUACCCUCCACCUCCCAAGGGCAAAGAGGUGCUCAUCCACAGGCUGCUGAGCAUGUUCCACCCGCGCCCCUUCGUCAGGACGCGCUUCGCCCCGCAGGGAGCCGUGGCCUGCCUCCAGGCCAGCAGCAGCUUCUACUACACCAUAGCAUUCCGGAUCCACGCUGAAUUCCAGCUGAACGAGCCACCAAACUUCCCCUUCUGGUUCUCCCCGGGGCAGUUCACAGGUUACAUCAUCCUGUCCAAGGACUCUUCCCACGUCAGGGACUUCAGGCUCUUUGUUCCUAACAACAGGUCCCUGAACGUGGACAUGGAGUGGCUCUACGGGGCAAGCGAGAGCAGCAACAUGGAGGUGGACAUUGGAUACCUGCCCCAGAUGGAGCUGGAAUCCGCAGGGCCCUCGGUGCCCUCCGUGAUCCGCGACGAGGACGGGAAGGUCCUGGCCAGCAGGGACCCCUCGGGGGAGCCCAUCCAGUUUGUGUUUGAGGAGAUCACCUGGCAGCAGCAGAUCCCCUGGCAGGAGGCAGCCCGCAGGCUGGAAGUGGCCAUGUAUCCAUUUAAGAAGGUCUCCUACCUGCCCUUCACAGAAGCCUUUGAGAGAGCACAGGCAGAGAAGAAGCUGGUGCACUCCAUCCUGCUGUGGGGUGCCCUGGAUGACCAGUCCUGCUGAGGUUCGGGGCGAACUCUCCGGGAAACCGUCCUGGAAAGUUCGCCCAUCCUCGCCCUGCUCAACGAGAGCUUCAUCAGCAGCUGGUCCCUGGUCAAGGAGCUGGAGGAGCUGCAGAGCAACAGAGAGAAUGAGCUCCACAGCAAACUGGCCAAGCUGCACCUGGAGAAAUACAACUUCCCUGUGGAGAUGAUCAUCUGCCUCCCCAACGGCACGGUGAUUCACCACAUCAAUGCCAACUAUUUCCUGGACAUCACUUCUAUGCAGCCUGAAGAUGUUGAAAGCAGCAUCUUUAGUUUCUCAACCAAUUUUGAAGACCCUUCAACUGCAACUUACCUCCAGUUCCUGAAGGAAGGGCUGCACAGAGCAAAACCAUACCUGCAGCCCUAAAACCAGGCACUGAAUGCCCCCCUGGGAUGGCCAAAGACUUCAGAGAUCUAUUUUGGUUACAGCAAAUCCUCCUGAUCCCCGUGGCAGACGUUGGUGUUGAACUGCAGGCAGUCCCAGCUCUGGUCUUGCUGUGAGCCUGAGUUCCAGUUUCCACAGCCUGCCCCUCUCACUUCAGGCACAUUUCUGCAGGAGUGCAAACACUUGAACACACUCCCAGUGCCCCUGCCGGGGUGUGCACCCACCCUCAUUCCUUUGCAGCUCCUGGUGGAACUGCUGCAAGCCCAGAACUGACCUGCAGGACUUGCUGGGUGCAGGGCCAGCACUGCCAUCGUGACCAAACACUCGUGCUGAGGACAGAGCCAGCAGCCCUGGGCAGUCCCUGUCCCCUCGGGGCCAGCCUGGUGUCCUGGGCAGCUCUGGAUGUGACUGUGACAAUCUGUGUGACAGGGCUGUGGCAGCCCUGAGCUCCUGUGUCACCUGGUGGCCUCGCCCAGGCGGGCUCUGUGCCCUGAGGGUGGCACAGGGACACCAGGAGUGGGCACCAGGGCAUCAGGGGGGUCAGCUGAGGAUCAGUCUGAGCUCCCCAGUGACCCAGGCUGAAGGACACAGCAGUGAGCAGUGUCCCACCCACCCAUCCAUCCAUCCCUGUGUCCCCUUGGAGCUGCUGCUCUGUCCCUGUGUGCUUUGAGCUUCCAGGCUGUGCUGGGGGAGGAACCAUGAAGUUCCCUCUGGGAGCUGCCCAAGAUCCUCACCUGGCUGAGGACUGGGCAGUUCUAAAAGCCAGCAGAACAGAAAGGUAUUUUCAGGAAUUUUUUCCAAAGAGAUUGUUCAGACAUGAAGCCAUUAUCCCUUAGCCGAAGCCGCCCUGAGCAGUUGCUCCUGCUCUGUGCCAAUGCCUGCAUACAGAAUGAGCAGCAUUUUGUAAUUUGGAGAAGGAAAGGUUAAGUGGAAUGGGAUUUAAGGCAUAUUCCUACAGACAUGUGAGGGGACAAAGCAUUCUCAGUAGCUGCCUGCAGCCAGCCCUGGCUGCUGAUGCUUUUUCUGCUCUCUGAAGCACAAUUUUGUUGGACCAAAUCAAGUUAAGGGAAAAGCCUUUUUUUUUUUUUUAAUUUUUUUCCUGACGAGGUAUUUUCAGUCCUGGGAGGAGCCUGGUGGUGGCAAUUCCCCUGUCCCCACCCUGCCCCAGCCCUCCCGGCCAUACCUGAGCCUGGAGCCUGAGCUUAGCUGCACCUCCGGGCUGAACCAGUGCCACUUCACUAAUUGCUCUGGUGAGGUUAAUUAAUGACCCCGGGAUGGUUGGCUUUGUAACUAUGCAUUAGCUCUGCACUUUCUCCCACCCCGCUGGGACAGGCUGGGGUCAGGGCAGCCCUGCAGAGUUCUGUCAGCCCUUGGGGCACUUCCAUCCCGGCAGGGCUCAGCCUUUGGGAUCCCACGGCGUUUAUUUCAUUCUUUCUUCAGCUCCCCCAGCCACCUGCGAGCCCUCUCGGGAUGAGAGGGGGAGCCCAAAGCCACCCCCGAGCCGGAGCAGCCUGGGGGAUCCCGAGGGGUCACAGCCCGUGUCCCUUUUCCCGUGCCAGGCUGCGGGGCUCCAUCAGUGCGUGCCAAGCUCCAUCAGUCCGUGCCAAGUUCCCCCCGUUCCCUCGGUGCGUUCCCCCGUUCCCUCUCUGUGUUGUCCCCGUUCCCUCGGUGCGUUCCCCCCUUCCCUCGGUUCGUUCUCCCCGUUCCCUCGGUUCGUUCUCUCUGUAUCGGCUCCGCCGCCGCCCCUCCCGUGCCUGGUGACGCCCCGGCCCGAAACCCGCGGCGGGCCCGGGCCGAUGUCGGCCGGGAGGGGCGGCGGAGCGGCCCCGGUAAAACCAUCCGUGUAUCCUCAGCUGGGCUCGGCUCUGCU
Camarhynchus parvulus is the source of this 3503-nucleotide messenger RNA. RefSeq names its product selenoprotein N (gene SELENON). Gene Ontology annotation, biological process: skeletal muscle fiber development; calcium ion homeostasis. Lineage: Eukaryota; Metazoa; Chordata; Aves; Passeriformes; Thraupidae. The transcript has 12 exons. The record is from RefSeq and is a predicted model, not a curated record. Gene Ontology annotation, cellular component: endoplasmic reticulum membrane.